Molecule: messenger RNA, 3349 nt
Organism: Gaeumannomyces tritici R3-111a-1
Lineage: Eukaryota; Fungi; Ascomycota; Sordariomycetes; Magnaporthales; Magnaporthaceae
Product: pre-mRNA-splicing factor prp1, variant
Exons: 2
Coding region: 440-3034 (864 amino acids)
Biological process (GO): mRNA splicing, via spliceosome; spliceosomal tri-snRNP complex assembly
Cellular component (GO): U4/U6 x U5 tri-snRNP complex; catalytic step 2 spliceosome
Molecular function (GO): protein binding
Source: RefSeq, a predicted model, not a curated record
ACCUUGAUCGAUUCUGACAACGGGCCACGCGAGAUGCGAGUGGGGCCGCGACGUGUGGAAAGGUGGAGACUGCGAUUCAACUUGAACGUAAAUCGAAACAUUUGGAUUCGGGCAGGCAGACAGACAACACACCGCGCCGCGAACAACACUUCCUACCUACACUGUAUUCCGCAGCACCGCCCUGCUGGGCCUCGACGUCCCGAAGAGACCUCCAACAUGUCCAACCUGUCGUUUUUGAGCCAGCCGGCUCCCGAGAACUAUGUCGCGGGCCUGGGCCGUGGUGCGACGGGAUUCACGACGCGAUCAGAUCUUGGCCCGGCGCGAGAAGGACCUAGCGAGGACCAAAUAAAGGAGGCUGUUGCCAAACGUUCGGCUCAGCUCGGCAUCACGGACAAGAAAGGCGGCAGGGACGCAAAAGGUGCCGACAACGACGACGACGAUGACGGCCGCUAUCAAGACCCCGACAACGAGACUGGGCUGUUCUCGGGCGGUAUCUACGACAAGGAUGACGAGGAGGCAGAUCGAAUAUGGAAGAGCGUGGACGACAAAAUGGCCAAGCGCCGACAGAAGCAGAGAUAAACAGAUUACCAACCAGAGCCGUCUGACGAAUAGGGAAGCUCGCGAGCAAGCCGAGAGGGAAGAGUAUGAGCGCAAAAACCCCAAGAUCCAGCACCAGUUUGCGGACCUCAAGCGCGCCCUCGGCAGCGUGACCGACGACGAGUGGGCGAACCUCCCCGAGGCCAAGGACUUCACAGGCAAGAACAAGCGCGCCCGGACGGCCGCCCACCAGCGCUUCUACGCCGUGCCCGACAGCGUCCUGGCCGCCGCGCGCGACUCGACCGAGAUGACGACUACAGUCGGCGACGACGGCGCUGGCGCUAGCUCCUCCAACGGCGACGGCACAGUGACAAACUUUGCCAAGAUCGGUGCCGCGCGGGACAAAGUCCUUCAGUCUAGGCUCGACCAGGCUUCGCAGGCCAGCGGACUGGCCAGCUCGGUUGGCACGGCGAGCACCGUCGACCCCAAAGGCUAUCUCACCUCGUUGAACAAGUUGGAAUCCGCCGAGCAGGUCAGCGUGGGGGACGUCGAGUUUGCGCGGAAACUCCUAAAGUCUGCAACAGAGUCGAACCCGACAAACGCCCCUGGGUGGAUCGCCGCGUCCCGCGUGGAGGAGCUGGCAGGAAAGUUUGGCGCGGCGAGGAAUCUCGUCGCGCGGGGCUGCAAACAAUGUCCUAAGAGCGAGGAUCUCUGGCUUGAGAAUAUCAGGCUGAACGAGGGCCGCAACGCCAAGAUCAUCGCCGCAGAAGCUAUCAAGGCCAAUAUGCUGUCCGUUAGGCUCUGGGUUGAGGCCAUGAAGCUCGAAUCGGACCCCAUGUCCAAGAAAAGAGUGAUCCGGCGCGCGCUAGAUCACAUCCCUGAAUCGGAAGCGCUGUGGAAAGAGGCGGUCAACUUGGAGGAAGACCCGGAUAACGCGCGUCUGUUGUUGGCCAAGGCCACCGAGCUGAUCCCCGCCUCGACCGACCUUUGGCUCGCUUUGGCCCGCCUCGAGACUGUCAACGGUGCUAGGGCUGUACUGAACAAGGCACGCAAGGCCAUCCCUACCUCGCACGAGAUCUGGAUCGCCGCCGCCCGCCUGCAGGAGCAGACGGACGGAACCGUCACCAUCAUGAAGAAUGCCGUCGCCAAACUGGCACAGGUGUCUGCUAUGCCCAAGCGGGAAGAGUGGAUCGCCGAAGCGGAGAAGUGCGAGGAAGAGGGAGCCGUGGCGACUUGCAAGGACAUCAUUGAGCAAACGCUUGGCUGGGGGCUGGACGAGGACGACGACCGCAAGGAGACAUGGAUGGAGGAUGCGCGGGCCAGCACCAACCGGGACAGGUUCGCGACGGCGCGGGCCAUAUACGCCUAUGCCCUGCGCGUUUUUGUCACAAGCAAGACACUGUGGCUUGCCGCGGUAGACCUGGAACGGAAUCACGGGACCAAGGAGGCGUUAUACCAGGUACUAGAGAAGGCGGUGGAGGCUUGCCCGCACAGCGAGGUGCUGUGGAUGAUGCUGGCCAAGGAGCGGCUGCUGGCCGGGCAGCUGCACGAGGCACGACUCGUGCUGGGCCGGGCAUUCCAGCAGAAUCAGAAUAACGAGGACAUCUGGCUGGCGGCGGUCAAGCUGGAGGCAGACCACGACGAGGUCGAGCAAGCCCAGAAGCUCCUGUGCACAGCACGACAGAACGCGCCGACGGACCGGGUCUGGAUGCGGAGCGUGGCCUACGAGCGGCAGCUGGGCAACAACGACGCCGCACUGGAGCAGGUGCUAGAAGCCCUGCAGCUGUUCCCGGCGGCGCCAAAGCUGUGGAUGAUGAAGGGCCAGAUCUACGAGGACCUGGGAAAGGUACCGCAGGCCAGGGAGGCAUAUGGCACGGGAGUCAAGGCGGUGCCGACGUCGGUUCCGCUGUGGCUGCUCUACUCGCGGCUCGAGGAGCGCACGGGCAACGUGGUCAAGGCGCGCAGCGUGCUGGACCGGGCGCGGCAGGCGGCGCCCAAGUCGCCCGAGCUCUGGUGCGAGCUGAUCCGGGUGGAGCGGCGGGCGGGCAACCUGGCGCAGGCCAAGAACCUGAUGGCGACGGCGCUGCGGCAGAUGCCCAAGAGCGGGCUGCUGUGGAGUGAGCGCAUCUGGCACCUGGAGCCGCGGACGCAGCGCAAGCCGCUCAGCCUCGAGGCCAUCAAGCAGGUGGAGAACGACGCGGGCCUGUUCGUGGCCGUGGCCCGCAUCUUCUGGGGCGAGCGCAAGCUGGAGCGGGCGCAGUCGUGGUUCGAAAAGGCGCUCGUGCUUGACGCCGACGUGGGCGACUCGUGGGCGUGGUACUACCGCUUCCUGAUGCAGCACGGCACCGACGAGAAGCGUGUGGACGUGGUGGCAAAGUGCGUCUCCAACGACCCGCGCCACGGCGAGCGCUGGCAGGCCGUCGCCAAGGACCCCCGGAACGCGAGGAAGUCGGUCGAGGAUGUGCUCAAGCUGGUCGCGGCCUCGCUGCAGAACUGAUGGGGGGGAUGGACGACUUGGGGCGGGGAUUUUUGUCACGGCUGCAUGGAAAAAAAGCCGGCGUUUUUCUUUUGACAUCUCAAAUCUCCUUGGCGUUAUCUAGGCAUCGCUCUCAGGAGAAGCUUCCCACUGUUGGACGUUGAUAUGCUUGUUGCUCCUAGAGCCCCAUCCGCGGUUACACGUUGACUUGCAUUUGUUCGUUCAUCUCUAUUUGUGUUUGCAUGAGUGUGUGACUUGUUUGUUGUCGAUUCCGCCGGCAAAGGCAGGAAGUAAAUCAUAGACACAGUUUUUGCCUGAAACUUGGCUCCCCCCAGC